AUGAAGAGCCGGCUUUGCUUCAGCUUGCUCUGGUUUGCUCACGGUGUGCGCAGUAGCACAAUAUCGCCUGAAGACGCGCAGAAAAGUGUCGGUGCUACUCUCACGCACGCAGCACGAAAUCCGCAUUGGCCAGUACAGCACAACGAGACGCUUGAAUGUUUUCAGGUUACCCAUCCUGUUGAAACGCAUCUGGGCCUCGCCAUAGGAGACCAGGUUGUGCGAGGGCCAGGUCAGGGCGGUGUUCGCCCUUUCUGCACUCAACAAUUGGUCAAGCACACGUUUGGCAACAGCUAUGGCCAUCCCUUCGUCAGGAAGUUCAUGCCGCCCGCAUGUGACUUCAACAAGGCUUUUAUUAAUGUCACAAUCAAAUCUCAAGGCCACCAAUUUGAUCGCCUCGCGACCCUGUGGCUUGGAGACAUUGAGAUCUGGAGGACCUCGACCGCAGAGCCAACAUCGCAGCCUGGCAUAGCCUGGCAUUUUCUCAAAGACAUGACGCCAUUUGACUCCCUCUGGAGGGAACCUCAGACCGUCAUCUUUGACCUAGGAAAUCUGGUCAACGAUCUUUACACGGGUCUUUACGACGUGACUAUCGACGUGACAUUUUUCGAGGCAGUUGUCGACCACAUGCGGCGCGAACAUCGUCCAGCUGACCAUAUCUUACCCCUGUCAGCCAAAAGAAGUAAGCAAGGCCAGGCCAGUACCUUCGUAUUCCCUGAGACAAGUGCUGCGGCGGUGGUCAAGCUUCCCCCAAAGAUUGGCCGGGCGAUUCUCACCGUGGCCGCCACUGGCCAAGCUGAGGAAGAAUUUUGGUGGUCAAACGUGCCCGAGCGCGCCGCGGAUUCCUUUCCAUCCUCCAAGGCCGCCAGAUUGCCCGCGAUGGGAAGCAUGAGAGAGGUUCGCAUAUACAUUGACGGCCAAGUGGCCGGCCUAGCGUGGCCAUUCCCCGUGGUCUUCACUGGAGGCAUAGCACCCCCUUUGCAUCGGCCGAUGGUGGGGCUCCAAGUUUUUGAUAUGAGGGAGUAUGAAGUGGACGUCACGCCAUGGUUGGGUUACCUAUCUGAUGGCGACGAACACACCAUCUCGCUUGAGGUGUUUGGAGUCAACAAUAGCCACAAAGCGAAUCCGGUUUUCGCCCAUGUGGGAUCCAACUGGGUCCUAUCCGGCAAGAUCUUUGCGUGGCUAGGCAACGCCGAACUCAAGCCAACGCAAGCGCCCAAGGUGGAAAUAUCAGAGAUAGACUGGAUCUCCGAGAUAGAUGUACUGGAUUCCACUGCGAUAGACUACAGACAGUCGGCUGGACGACACAUCAAUGUUCAGGGUGUGGUUGCAUCAGUCCACGAUGAGCCUCGUACCGCCAACUGGACGCAGACGUUCAGCAUGGUCAACGACGGCAAAAUGCGCAACACUGCCUACUGGCAUCACGUCAACUCCAACUACACUGGCACUAGUGUAGCAUACCACGGCUCGACCCCAAGACUAGCAUCCCGCUUCGCCUAUCCUAUAAGUACCACAUACGAAUACAAAGCGCCUCAGGGGCCGAACACGCUAGAAUUGGAAGCCUCUCUGGAGCAGGGUAUGGACCUUCGCGUUACAAUGGACUCACCCUUUGCCACUGGAAUGGAGGCCUUCCUGGACAAGCGACGCUCCUCGUCUGGUGCGGCGCUUAAAGCUACACGAAUCGGUCACGCCUUAUUCACACAAGGCCCAGAUGGUAGCCAUGGAUCAGGAACCACGAACCAGAGGUACGAGCUAUCUGCAAUGGAUCAGCCCACCGGUGACGACAUCACCGGCAGGCCAGCAGCUGCCUUGUACCGACGCACCGUGUCCGUUGUGAAUGAGACCAUUACCCAUGACCAGCAGCGGGUCGCGGAUUCAAAACGCAAAGUGCCGACACCAGCGAGAGGACAUCUGCACAGCACCACCGUAACCCAACUUUCGGCGGAGUUUGCGCCGUUCCCGCUCAUGCGUUUCGGAGGGACAAAUGUCUUCCACAGAGGCAACGGCGAAGGACCGGCGAGCCGUAUUGCGGAAGGAUUCAUUGACCAAUCGUCGGAUUCCAGGUGGAAAAGCCUCCUCCAUCAUGCGAACAGGCUGCUGUGGGACUAG
Emericellopsis cladophorae is the source of this 2106-nucleotide messenger RNA. Its product is annotated as peptide-N4-(N-acetyl-beta-glucosaminyl)asparagine amidase A. Lineage: Eukaryota; Fungi; Ascomycota; Sordariomycetes; Hypocreales; Bionectriaceae. The transcript has a single exon. Bases 1 to 2106 code for a protein of 701 amino acids. The record is from RefSeq and is a predicted model, not a curated record.